Molecule: messenger RNA, 2580 nt
Organism: Ostrinia furnacalis (Asian corn borer)
Lineage: Eukaryota; Metazoa; Arthropoda; Insecta; Lepidoptera; Crambidae
Product: organic cation transporter protein
Exons: 12
Biological process (GO): transmembrane transport
Cellular component (GO): membrane
Molecular function (GO): transmembrane transporter activity
Source: RefSeq, a predicted model, not a curated record
UCACCCAUCGACCUACAUCGCCUACACAAUGGAAAGGAGGAGAAGCCAGAAAAGAACAACGAUGAGGACAUCCUGGACACGGUCCUCUCGUACGUGGGGGAGAUGGGCCGCUACCAGAAGUGGCUGUUCGUGGCCAUGCUGCCCUUCGGCUUCUUCUUUGCUUUCGUCUACUUCGUGCAGAUGUUCGUCACGGCCACGCCGCAGCGCCACUGGUGUCAGGUACCGGAGCUGAGCCACUUGGAGCCAGAGGUCAGACGGAACCUCUCAACGCUACCCCAUGCUGAGUACGAGUGGGACAAAUGCCUGACGUUCAACGCCAACUGGAGUCAAGUGCUGGAGACUAUGACGGCUCCACACCCCAACACUUCCACGGUGUCUUGCGAGAACGGCUGGGAGUUCGAGCUUGGUGACAUUCCGUACCAUACUGUUGUUAGCGAGCGCGGCUGGGUGUGCGAAAACGCCGGCUUCGCUCCUACGGCCCAAGCCAUUUUCUUCGCGGGGUCCUUCGUCGGGGGCUUAUUCUUCGGCUGGCUGGCAGACACCUUCGGCAGAGUGCCCGCUUUGGUUGGUACAAACCUCAUCGGCUGCGUGGGUGGAGUCGCCAGCAUCUUUACCACUGGGCUGUGGGACUUCGCCUUCUGCCGGUUCCUGGUCGGCAUGGCCUAUGAUAGCUGCUUCAUGAUGAUGUACAUUUUGGUGAUGGAGUACGUAGGCCCUCGCCACCGGACGUGGGUGGCGAACAUGUCGAUCGCGCUGUACUUCGGUGGAGGCUGUCUGAUCCUGCCGUGGCUGGCAUACUGGAUAGCCGACUGGAGGACUCUCCUGCUGGGCACUUCGUUACCUAUGCUGGUGGUGCUGGCAGCGCCGCUGGUGGUUCCUGAGAGUGCAAGAUGGCUUUCAUCGCGGGGGCGUAUCAACCAGGCGGUAGAUGUUCUGAGGAAAUUCGAAAGAGUCAAUGGCACGAAAAUCCCACAAGACGUCUUAGAUGAAUUUAUUGUCCAAUCCCGCGCCAAGCAAUCCCGGCAAACCGACGAGUCCAUAGCUGCGGUAUUCAAGAGCGUGCCCCUCCGCAUGAUGAUGUUAUACAUGGUGCUGGUAUACAUGGGCUGUGCAGUCAUCUUCGACGGACUCGUGCGCAUGUCAGAAGGCUUGGGGCUGGACUUCUUCGUGACGUUCACUCUGACGUCAGCUACAGAGAUACCCUCGGUCACGCUUUUGGCGCUGAUACUUGACAGGUACGGCCGAAGAAUGCUAACUUGUGUACCGCUGCUCAUCGCAGGCAGCUUGACUCUGAUAGCUGCAGCUGUCCCUAAAGGCAUACCCCAAGUGACCCUGGCGAUCAUGGCGCGGUUCUGCACUAACAUGUCGUACAACGCCGCCAUACAGUGGUCAGCUGAACUGCUGCCGACGGGAGUCAGAGCGUCGGGCACGUCGCUCAUACACGUCAGCGGUUAUGUUGCCACUGUGGUGUCACCUUUCAUCGUCUAUUCAGAACGCGUGUGGAGGCCGCUACCGCUGCUGAUCCUAGGCGCCGUGGGGCUGGUGGCGAGCGCCGUGGGUGUGCUGCUGCCCGAGACACGUGGCCGGAGUAUGCCGCAGACCAUCGCGGAUGGAGAGCGGCUUGUUAGAGAGUACUCCUUGUGCGGGAAACCUGAACCUGAUGAGAGUGAAGAGUGGAGGAAGGAUAAAGAACGAGCGCUUAUUACGUAAUCGGCCGACUUCCACUAUAUGGCCUGUAUGUUAAGUAGUUGUAAGAUUCCUGUGCUCAAACCAGGAACUUAUUGUGAUAUUAAACUUGCUAAUAACUGACAGAAAAGAUGGAAAUAUUUUCAAUUAAUUCAAAUAAUUAGGUAUUUUCUACCUAAAGUUAUUUUACGAUACUUAUUAAUUUUCGUUGUAGUUACAAUAUAAUGUCUAUUUUAUUACUUUAAUUACAUUAAGUCUAGAGAUUGUGCAAUUCUUUAACUAAAUUAGUUAGUUUAAGUAUAAGUCUAGGCUUCUAGUUAGUUACUACUAUUAUAGUUAAAUAAUUACCCCUUUAAUUACACUGGAUCGUGUCAAUUCAACGUGGAUAAUGCAUGUCAAAAGUGUGAUAGAAAAAUAAUAUUACACUACACUCUACACCACAGAGCAUGCUCUACACUGAGACUGGGUUGCACCAUCUUACUUUAACUUCAACAAACGUAAAAAACUGUCAAACUCCAUACAAAAAGCAACGUUGUCGUUAUCGAUAACCGUUACGGUUAAAGUUAGGUGGUGAAACUCAGCCUAAGAACCACAUCUUCUUGCAAAAUUAUUGUUAUUUUUUAGAACUAGUUUUCUCAAAUAUUUUUCUUUCCUUGGGUAUUUAACUACUGUAAUUUUAUUCAAUAUUUCUCUUAUUUAGAACUUGGAAUGUCGUAGUAUGAAAAGUUUAAGUUUGCCUGCCUGUGUAAAUAAUUUUAAUAUUGUGUGCUCCAGUAAAUAUCUCGUAUGUAAAGUAAGGUACUUUGAUUAGGAAUUUUUGCAAAAAGUGUAAAUACAGUUAAAUUUUAAUUGGCAUUUUCAUUAAAAAUUAGGGAAAAUAUCAGUCAAUUUUGU